UCCUCAGUCUCUCACAGCCAGCGAAUAGCUGCGCAUCGUUGCGAUCGGUCGCCAAAAAGAAAAUCAAGCCGAGGAAAACGUAUUUCCACUUGCCUGAACCAUAUUUUCCUGGCGUUGCUCGCGACGGCCGAAAUACAGAAUAAAAGUGCAGUGUAUCUAUCAUCUCUCUCGUCGAAUUCUCAGUUUCUGAGAUCCGUACUCGAUUCUCGUAUAUAUUUUUUUUUCCAAUUUCCAAUCAAUUUUUUUUUUCCUGUUGCGCGUUAUUUGGCAGUGCGAAAAAGAAAGAAAGAAGUGCUAAUUGUGCAAUUGAUUGACAAAACGAUCGAUCUUUAAAUAUCGUUGGCAGUGCGAGCGAGGAUCACUAUACUAGAUCAUUUCGAUCCAUUGAAAGUGCUCGCGUUUCUAACGAGCAAAACAUGAAGUCUGCCGUCGCGAAUUGAAUGUGGCAUAAAUCUAAGGAAGGCAGGCAGUCAGCUAAAAAGAGCAGCAGACGCAGAUCAUCAUCGCAGAUCAUCAUCGCAAACAACAAACAAACGAGUGAAGAAGCGAAAAAAUGAUGCCGCCAAGACUGCCAGGCAGCAGCCAUGGUUUAGCGAUGGAUAGAAGCAACAACAGUGGCCACCACUUAACGCAUACGGCGGCAAACACAACGUUUCACAAGCGCCGACGAAGGCGACAACCAACCAGCCACAGUCACAUCAGCCUAAGUCAUGGCAGCUAUUUGGCCCUGCUCUUGCUAUCCACCACCUGCUCUUUGGUGGCCACCAGCACAACCAUCACUUCUUCUUCAUCCACCACCUCUGACACAGACACAGGCCUUGCGCCAACGGAACCUCCGACGGCCAGUCAAAUGGCCAUCUCCUCCAGUUCACCUUGCAACCCACAGCAUUGGUGGGAUUCGCAGCGAGAUCGCUGUACUCCUUGCACUCGCUGCCAGGGCGAGAUGAUACCACUACGUCCCUGUCAGCUGCACACGGACACUAUCUGUGGUUCCAUCUACGAUCUUAAGAUCGAUUGGGUUGUCCUGGCCAAGACCGAACCUAACUGGAAGGAGCGCCGAAAGUCCUCGGAGUAUGAGCACUUCGAUCACAAUGCUCCACUGCAGCAUCUGACCCAUGAGCAACUGCAGCAGCUGCACGAAGAGGCGGCCGCUGCCUGGGCUCUGGACUGGCAGACUGGUGUCCUCUAUGUGGCGGUGCUCACCUGCCUGGUCUUCUUCUCGGUGGCAGCCUGCAUCCUUAUCCAUCAUAUGCGCCAAUGGCGCCGCAUGGAACGUCGCCUAGAUCAGGAUGUGGAGGAGCUGUCAACCAAGCUGAUGGCCAAGCUGGCGGAGGUUCAGAGCCUGGACGGUGGCACCUUCUUCAUUGGCAAUGCGGAUGCCUUGCGUGGCCUGCCCUCCGCGGCAACGGCGACGCAUGCAUCAGCAGCAGCUGCAGCAGCGACACAGUCGGGUAUCUUCCAGCCGCAACACGUGCUGCUGCCUGAGAAACGUGGCAACAAGCACCAAGAGCGACGGAUCCUGAAGGCCCUGCAGCCCGGCAAUGUCUACAUUGAGGAGAGCAACGCGGGCCUGGGCAUGGGUCUGGGGGGCAUGCGGGGCUGCGCUGGUCCCAAGGGAUGAACAAACACGCUAACAAGGCAAGGGGGACAUACUUAAGGAGUGGCUAAGGAGUAAGCAUGAUCCGGAAAAGGAAGAGGAACCCCCCCUAGAACCGGAUAGAGAUGAACUUUUGUACAAACAGCCGCUUAAAGAGGGGGGACGAGAGAAAAGGGAAAACCGAAACUAUUAUUAUUUUUUAUAUUAUUAAUCUUAUUCUAAUUAUAACGAAUAUUUUUUUUUUUUGUCCUAAUAUUUAAUGAAAAUCGUUAUGUUGACUUGUUUGUAAUGCGGUGGACGUUCCCCGUUGUGUGGGGGAGGAGAAGGAGGAGGAGUCGUCGAAGUCCGAGCGAUGCGGCAGAAUGUUUUGUACAUAGAAAUGAGGCAGAUGUGGCAGCCACCCACAAAUAUAUAUAUAUAAAUAUGAUUAAAACGAUUAUGAUUAACAAAUUUCUACUUAAUGUAAAUAUUAGGGCGAUCGAGAUCGACAAAACCCAUGCGAAGCAAACGUAACGAGAUAACGUAACGCAACGUAACGUAACGUAACACGAAACCAAGCAAUAUCGGCAACAUAUCAGCUACUAUAUAUACCGCAUAUUGUUAAUAUCACCCUUAACUGAUGAUAUAUGGUUACCAUAUACCUAUAUCCUGAUUACCCAUUUCACCACCCCACCCCCCUUAUAUGUAACCAAGUUAAAAAUAUCAAAAAUUAAAAAAAAAAAAACACACAAAAACGAAAGCAUUUUCCGGCUAGCUGCUAACCGAGCUUAAUCGAAUUAACUGUAAUUGUAACGAUAAUGAUAAAGAUAUUACAGAUAUAACUACUUAUUAUAAUGCUAAUUAACGGAUAACUAUAUAGUUAGGAAGAAAUGUCUAUGUCCUAAGUGCUAUCAGUGUGCAAACAGCAAUAAAAAGUUCUAUGAUUAUACGAAA
Molecule: messenger RNA, 2530 nt
Organism: Drosophila eugracilis
Lineage: Eukaryota; Metazoa; Arthropoda; Insecta; Diptera; Drosophilidae
Gene: wgn
Product: tumor necrosis factor receptor superfamily member wengen
Exons: 5
Coding region: 554-1621 (355 amino acids)
Molecular function (GO): protein binding
Source: RefSeq, a predicted model, not a curated record